Messenger RNA from Chelonus insularis, 822 nucleotides. RefSeq lists its product as uncharacterized. The record is from RefSeq and is a predicted model, not a curated record. Lineage: Eukaryota; Metazoa; Arthropoda; Insecta; Hymenoptera; Braconidae. The transcript is spliced from 3 exons. The coding region runs from base 219 to 641 and encodes 140 amino acids.
GAGGCGUAGUAGCAGACCUUAAAAACCCAGGAUAUCAAGACCACAUUUUCACUUUCCACAAGAAGUCGAGGUGAGACAUUGAAGCUCUAGAUUGAUACUUGUUUUGACAUCUCACGUAAUUCAUAUCUACCAAUAAACGGACAUUUUUAAGUGGGAAUAAUAUUUAAUAUUACCAUAUUAGUUGGAUAAUAACUUAUAUCAAAUUGGUUUAUUUAAAAAUGACGGAAAGCAAAUUAUUUAUUGUUAUAUUUCUUGUUACCUGCGUCUACCAAGUCUGCAUUGGAUCAGUAAUCUUGAGAUCUAAGGACGAAACAACUCCAAAUCCAAUGAAAGAGAAUCCUAAUUCUAUAAGUCAACCAGAAUCACGUUCCAAAGACAUUAUUAUUGAAAGAUUGAAAAAAAGUAUGAAGUUCAAUGAAACAUCAUUAGACUUUUGUGGUACAGCUCCUUGUGGAUGGUGUCCGUAUGAUGAUGCACUGCAAAUCACGUUGGAUUUUAUACCUAAUCCAUGUGAAUGUCGUAAUCAUCAAAGAUGUUUACGAGAAAGGCCAAUCUAUUCUGGAUCUUAUUAUGUAUAUUAUUGCAGUGACAAAGUAGUUGAGGAUGAUUACUAUGAUUCAUGUACAUCAGAUUGGAGAUAGUGUAAUUUUUCAUUAAGAUAGUAUUUAAAAAUUGUAAUAAAUUUGGACAUACUUUUGUGUAUUUUAAUAUUUAACUUAUCAAUAUUGUUGUAGAUUUAUAAGAUUUAUGUACUUAUUACAAUAUAAGUAUUUUAAUUUAGAAUUAUUAAGUAAGUAAUGACAUAAAUUAUGUUUUGUGAUU